AGCAGAACAACGGCAGGUCACCACAACAAGGUGGACCCCAGCACCCGGCUUCUGCAAGCCAAAUUCCGACGGCGCGCACCCGCACGGGCACGACCGCGGGCCAAACGGACUGGGCAGCGGUGGCGAUGGUGUUGGGACUCGGGGUGGGCUUCGGUGCCUUUGGGUUGCGCUACGCGCUUGGGGCCGCACAGCGUGCGGGCAUGCGGGCGCCAACGUUCCCGUCCUUCGGCGCCGGAGGGGGCGCAGCUGCGGGUGGUACAGCAGGAGGAAGUGGAGCAGCAGCAGAGGGCGCUGCAGCUGGGAAAUCAGCCGGAGAGCAGGGGACUAUUGACUUGGGUCAACUGUUCACGAAAUGGCGUAACUCGCUGUCCUGGAACACGAUGGAGGGUUUUGAGAAGGAGAUGAGCCGACGGGAAGCGUUGAAGAUUCUCGACCUGAAAAUGACCCAAAUCGACAAGGAUUCGGUGAGGAAAAAGCACCGCGAGCUGCUGCUCCGCAACCACCCGGACCGCGGCGGCAGUACGUUCAUCGCGACAAAAAUUAACGAAGCCAAAGAAAAAUUGAUCGGGAAAGGAAGAUGAUGGUGCGACGUAUCAGUACUUCUGUAGUGCUGAAAGCAGGAAGUACAGGUCGACUUUCAUCCUGCGCACAUCGACGUGAGUCCUUGGUCGUUGUGUAUGUUGUUUAAUAAAAUCAAAUGAUGGCUAUCUUUGUUGUUCACCUGAUUUCUGGCGACUUCUGCUCGUGCUUGUGUACAUGCUACGCUGAUGGUAUACCUGCACGAGU
Molecule: messenger RNA, 786 nt
Organism: Amoebophrya sp. A120
Lineage: Eukaryota; Dinophyceae; Syndiniales; Amoebophryaceae
Source: the annotation of a GenBank genome assembly